UCUGUUACUCCAAGUCGUCGUUCUACCUUUUCACAGCUUCUGCGCUCGUAUGCUUAUACUCCAAUUGAUCCUUCACCAAAGAGGAAACGUGCUCUCACCUUACCUGGAGAUAGUGAUACCCUUCCAGCUACUAGCAAAAAGCCUCGGGCUUCGAAGAAGGAGUAAAUCCGCAGCUACCGGUCAGCAGGUUCACGCAGGAGAGACUUCUAUCUCAGGCAAGAGUGUUUCUGCCAGUGAACGCAGGCGCAGCGGUCCUCGCAAACUGCUUGAUGCAGUAGAAAUUGUUGUCAAGUCUGAGCAUGCAGACCCACCGCUGUUGAUGCGUGACGAAUUAGUAAAGGUGCGGAAGAGGGCGAACAAGAAGCGCAAGCUCCAACCUACUUGUCCUCUCGCAAAGGACGAUGUAUGUGUCGAGCCACCAGACGUGGAGAUGAAGAUUCCAAUCACCAGAUGCUACCUGACGCCUAUGCCUGGUGAAGUGCGGUCUACAAUCCCUACCAUGACACCCUCUUCCCAACCUCGAAAACGUCGCAAGGUCGAGACUCCUAUCGUAUCACUCCUCCAGUCUACCACUUUAACCAGUAAAUCAAAGACGAUAAAAAAGGUGUCUACGCAAACAGACGUCAUCCAUAGAACCAGCCCAGAUACCACCACCCCGAUAACUUCGAAAUAUUUUUCUAAUGUCACACAACUUGGCAAGUCAUGGGUGCCUUCUUUUUUUCCGUCGGAGGACCUCUUCACACACAAGAAUAUGUCCGCGUUUCCGACUUACCAUCAAGAUCUUUUCAACGAUCUCAUUGGAUACAUCGCAAAUGCCAAGCCGAUCUUGAUACAAGAAGCUGUUUCUGAUAAUCCAUGGCAGCUCUUGAUCGCCGUAAAGCUACUGAACGUGACUACUGGUCGAUACGCUAUUCCUGUCUUUUGGAAGCUCAUAAACCAUUGGCAAACUCCUCGGGACAUGAUCGAGGCUGAUAAUGACGAGCUCGUGAAUAUUCUACGUCCACUGGGCCUUUACAACAAACGGGCAGCAUGGCUAAAGGAGAUGUCCCAACGAUAUCUAGAUGAUCCUCCUACCGACGUUCUUCGUCCAUCCAACUGUCGCGUAGAAAUUCCUGCAAGACGUAAAAUCACCGCUCCGACCUAUGUGAAUCCGAGAAAACGUAAAAGUCCUGGAUCCGCGAAAAGGACCCGCAAAACGACCAUACCAUAUCCGCCCACGCCCGUCUCACAUUAUCCAGGCGUGGGCCGGUACGCCCUGGAUUCGUACCGAAUAUUCUGCACGAGCUACGAGAGCGAAGAGUGGAAAGAGGUCAUGCCUGAAGACAAGGAACUGAUCCGAUAUCUGCGAUGGAAGUGGGCCUAUGAUGAGAGGAAGAUAUGGUAUCCUGAUGGCGUCGGCGUCGUUAAAGAUGUCGACAUCCCUUAUCUGCUCAUCCUGGUGGAUGAGUUAAUGGAAGAACUUGAGCCUGAUGAAUUUUGGGGCCCGAAAGAUUUUAUUAACGGCUGAAUGAGUGAUGGUGUGAUAGAGAUGAGUUGAUUCGUUGCUGUAUAUUUUGCUUAAUCUAGUGUAUAGGGUACAGCUACUUAUUGUAUAUUCACAUAGUCUUCGGAACGCGAACAGGGAUGAUGAUAAGGGAUGA
Messenger RNA from Suillus paluster, 1640 nucleotides. RefSeq lists its product as uncharacterized. Gene Ontology annotation, biological process: base-excision repair. The transcript is spliced from 6 exons. Gene Ontology annotation, cellular component: nucleus. Gene Ontology annotation, molecular function: catalytic activity; DNA binding. Lineage: Eukaryota; Fungi; Basidiomycota; Agaricomycetes; Boletales; Suillaceae. The record is from RefSeq and is a predicted model, not a curated record. The coding region runs from base 50 to 1507 and encodes 485 amino acids.